Molecule: messenger RNA, 3415 nt
Organism: Calliphora vicina (urban bluebottle blowfly)
Lineage: Eukaryota; Metazoa; Arthropoda; Insecta; Diptera; Calliphoridae
Gene: btz
Product: barentsz
Exons: 2
Coding region: 221-3235 (1004 amino acids)
Biological process (GO): mRNA processing
Cellular component (GO): exon-exon junction complex
Molecular function (GO): mRNA binding
Source: RefSeq, a predicted model, not a curated record
GUGAUUUUGGUGAUUGCGUUGUUGGAAGAAAACACCUAAAAAUUUUCACCGAAAAAAACCAUACAAAAAAUCAAUUUAAAUAAAUUAAUCAUUAAGAGAAAAUAUUAAUUUAUCAAAGAUACUUAAAUAAAGUAAAAAGAAGAAGCACUACGACGGGGACAGUAGAAAAAUCGAAACAAGAGCAGCCUGCCGAAAUAGCAAUAGCAAAAACAAGAAAAUAAUGGCCGAUGUAGAAAAUGUAUCAGCAGUGACUGCAGUGGCAACAACAACGACCACAGUAGCGGUAACACCAACUGAUAUACCGUCAACACAGGGAACCUUUAGUAAGUCAAUUGGUGAAGGGGUGGGUGGUGCCGUAAGUGAGGUUACUGUUGAAGGUAAUCAAACUACGAAUGAUUUGGGGACAUCCCCUACACAAGAGAAGUCAAGCAAUUCACAUCCUCAUGAUUCCGAGUACGAUACGGCCAGUGAUUUGGAGGGUAAUGAGGAGUACGACGAUGAUGAUGAUAUGGAUGAUAGUCUAACGGAAGACGAUGAUGAUGACGACGACGAUAGUGAUGAUGAGACUGAAACAGAUGAUGAUGAAGAGGACGAUGAUGAAGGCGUCGAAUUACAGGGUCAAGAAAAAAUUGAUGCUGAGGCUCAAAAGAAAGUUGAUGAAGAUCGCAGUAAUCCCCAAUAUAUUCCCAAAAGAGGAACUUUCUAUGAACACGAUGAUCGUACGGCCGAAGUGGAGGGUGAAGCAGUCGUUGGGGACGGUCAAGAGGCUGGUGAGAGUCCAGUGGUUAUCACUGGUAAUACUGGUAGUGUAUCAGGUUCUAAAACCUCUACUACACCUACAAUUUCAUCAGCAUCUAAAACCAUGAAGAAGUGGCAACCAGCUUCGGGUGUUGAUCGUUGGUCACAUGACCGUUUUGAUCCUUCGGAGCAGGCUCCUAAGUCGAGAACUGAACUGGUAAAUUCAUAUGGCUACGACAUACGCACUGAAGAUGCUCCUCCCAAGGCCCGAAGAAGACGUCGUUACGGACGUGGCCCCAGUAAAUAUAAUCGUAAUUGGGAAGACGAAAGUGCCUAUUUGAAGACCAAUAACAAAGAACGUAAACCACCAAAACCUUCUGAUUUUCCAGCGUUGAAUGAAAAUUCUGCAAAGCCCAGACGCACCCUACGUACGAGAGAGGAGAAGGAAAAUCGCAUGGAAAGAAGAAAACGCGAAGGUAAAAUUGGAGAGGGAAGAGCUGAAAGGACUGAUAAAAUGGGACCAUCAUCGCGUAACCAUCAUGCCGAUGAACAUGACCAUCGUGCAGAACCACGUAACGAGAGGGGAGACAGGAAUAAUGAAGGCGGUUAUAAGCAACAUAACCGUCAAAAAUCCUAUAACAAUCGAGGACAAGGACAGAAUCAAGCUUCCGUAGGACGUCAAGCUGCCAUGGAGUUUAAACAGAAAAAUCGACAAAAUUAUCAGAAUUCUACAACAGGAUCGUCAAAUAUGAAUUCCAGUAGUCUAUCCAGUCGUUUGGAGGCUCAAAGGCAACCCCAGAUUAACCAACAGCAAACACAAAAUAUGGCCAGAAAAUCAGCUAAUGGAAGCGGAAAUUCCAAGGACCACAAUCAAUCAAUGGGUCAUCAGAAUCUGCAGCAGUCACAGCAGUACGAUGGAUAUAACAACAAUAAAAAGAAACAUUUAGAACAAGGUUAUCAGCCUAUGCAAGCUGCACAACAGCAUUCAACUAUAGCGCCACAACAAAUUCAGCAGCAAUCCCAACAGACGUCUGUGUCUAAUCACGGUAUGAACAGGCCAAAUCCUCAAAUACAAAACAAGGCAACGCAGCAGCCAACAUCGAACCUGUCGCAACGUUUGCAGCAGGUACAAAAUCGUAAUGAUCCCAGUCAUGUAGGUAGCGUGCAAAUGCACGCUUUGGCUACACAAAACCAACAGCAGCAGCACCACCAGCAGCAUCAAUUAAUGCAGCAACAGGCGACAAAUAUAAUGAUGGCAGGAGCACAACCAUCACAACAACAACAGCCUCAAAAUCAGAACAUAAGUCAACAACCAAUUGAGCAGAGGGGACCACCUAAGAGAUAUUCUAGUCUGAGACGUUCUCAGCAUGAUGCUCAGCAUAUGGCCGAUCACCAACAACAACAAUUACAACAACAACAAAUGCAUAUGCAACAGCAGCAACAAAAUCCAUCUAUGAUGAUGCCAGCUGAUCAAGCCAUGCUACAAGCGAAUCUCAUGCAAAUGUAUCAUCAAGAAAACUUGCAGGCUCAAAUGCAAGCCUUGCAAGUUACUCAACAACCUACAGUAGCUAAACAGCCCAAUUAUGCAGCUCAAGGACCUCAAGCACAGCCUCAACAACCCUAUCCAGGCACAACGCCUACUCCGGCUGCUUACUAUGUAGCAUCUCCAGAUGCUUACACAGCAGCAGCCACUGCAGCUGCCACAGCUCAAGCCACCCAAGCUGCUGCAACAUAUGUAGCCCAACAAGCAAAUCCAAAUUAUUUGGCUCAACAACAAACUGCUGUCGCAGCAGCUGCGGCAGCGGCCAGUUUAGUAUAUAGCAAUCCUAACAAUGCUCCACAACAGCCCGUGCCCGCGGCUACAGCUUAUGGUCCAUCUGCCCAAGUGGGCGUUGUAACACAACCUCAAGCUGGCUCAGCAACGGCAGCUGGUUACCAAAACUAUAAUACCGUAGGAGGAACUACUUACUUUGUACCACCGCCUACACAGACAACAUCACGACCCGUUUCUCUUCCCCAAAGAAGACCUACCAAUGCUAUACCCAUACUGCCACCUUCCGAAAAGAAUAAGCAACAGAAAUCACAACAAGACUCGAAAGCCGAUAACGAUUCCAAAUCGUCAACGAAUCAACAGUCAAGCUCAAAUCAACCUCCCAUUGGUUCAGCUGAAAAUAUCGAUCACAUUAUAGAUAAUAUGUUUGUUCAGAGGCCAGCUUUCCAGCCACCACCGGCUACAACAACAACAACUACAGGUAAUGCAUCUUCAAAAACUCCCGCAUCAUCUACUGAUGCAACUACUCCAGCUGCCGACAAUUCAAAUAGCGCCAACACUCCAUCCCAGGAUAGUAAUACGCUCGCAACGGAAAAUAUCAAUAAAGCCACUAACGAUACUUCAACAGCUCCUACUGCUGCAUCAUCGUCUGCAACUAAUAAUACAACAACAACUAUCACCACCACUGAAAGCAGUAAUAAUAAUCAAAUAUCAGCACAAGAAUGAGAACAAAAGAAACGUUAUUAUUACAACACACAAUAUCAGCAUCAACAACAUCAUCAUCCACAUUCUCAUCAUAACUUUCUAACCCAACAACAAACACAACAUAAUAAUAAUCAUCAUAACAGCAACAAUAAUAACAAUAUAAACUUAUUAAUUAACAAACGUAAAUUUUAUUAAACAAAA